Lachancea lanzarotensis is the source of this 2073-nucleotide messenger RNA. Its product is annotated as LALA0S07e02740g1_1. Gene Ontology annotation, cellular component: cytoplasm. The transcript has a single exon. Bases 1 to 2073 code for a protein of 690 amino acids. The record is from RefSeq and is a predicted model, not a curated record. NCBI's taxonomy places the organism in Eukaryota, Fungi, Ascomycota, Saccharomycetes, Saccharomycetales, Saccharomycetaceae.
AUGGGUGAAAUUUCAUUGUAUAAUGCCGUAGAUGGCAGUGAGACGUUUUCACCCUGCUGCAUUAUCCAUGGGAAAGUCAGCAAGCCACAAACAUCUGUUGUGGAGGUGCGUAAUCUUGAGUUUCCCCCCUUGCGGUUUCCUGUCAAUGCCUCUGUUUUCAAAUGUGUCGUUAUGUUGAGUCCCGGAGAGAAUAAACUUACCUUCACUAGUGACCAGGGCGAACGAAAGACAAUCACGUUGCGAUACACAUCACUAUCGCAGAAUUUGCCCAUUCACAUGUGUCUUUUGGUGGCCAAAGACUCGCCGCUGGUUUUCGACUCACCACGUUCCCAGCGGGACAAAGAAGGGGGGAACAACCUGGAACUUGCCUGUCGUAAGCUUAGAGUGGGUACUAGGUUAAUGCAGGCGUUCACAGCCGAGCAAAUGCUACGCAAUGGGUUUGGGCCCCGUACUUUCGGUGUGGUGGAAGAAUAUGCACUUGACACUUCAUUUCAGAACUCUUGCAUGCGCAAUAGGGUCAAGAUCCAUAUCGUGCGUUCCGACAAAACCGUGAAAGAGCUACGGGAUCCAAAUUUGGCUCAACAGAAUCCCAAUGCUUCGGACGCGGGUGGGCUAUUUGGUAUCGCCAUGGAUGCCUUGCGCAACUAUGGAGGUCCUUUUGCGUGCCACGAUGGAAACCCCGUGCAAGCUGCAGUAAUGUUUCUAGAUACGCAUUGGGAUCCCAAAUUGAAGCUGAUCACAGCACAUGCAGCCUUAGGUGGUGGUGAUGACCAUAUCAAACUCGCUAUCUUUGGAUCGCAUGGCCUUUACUCCUGGCCAACUUGUAUGGAAAGCGUAAUCUCGUAUUUUACUGACGAGACUCGCUGUUCCGAAUCUGAAGUCGCAAAUGACUCCAGAGACUGUGGAUCUCAUUGGGAAUGCUUUACUUUAACGUUAGGCGCUUUCAUGCACGAAAUCGGCCAUCUUUUAGGCAGUCCUCACCAAGAACAUGGUGUUAUGCUUCGUGAUUAUGUUCGACUCAAUCGCUCAUUUCUUACCAAGGAGGCUUUUUCAACGAGAACUAAUUCAAAUGGCGCUUCACCUCCCAUAUAUCCAAGGGAAGAAUGCGCGUGGCAUAGAAUUGAUGCACUAAAGUUUUUGAACCAUCCUUCAUUCACGACCCCACAGGACUACGCCGAUAGCUCUCUGAUGCGGCCCUCAGUAAUUGGUGGUCAUAAAAUUUCUUCCCCUUCUGUUUAUGUGCUUCCUAACAACUGCUGUUUGCUUAGAUCUGAAAGUGGCAUAUUCUGUGUUCAAUUGAUAUGCGGAGAUCUAGCACGCGCAUUCAUUGAAUACCUUCCAAUAUCCAUAGGCGGUACGGGCCCUCAAAAGGAAAUUUUGUUAUCCCUGGACGAUUUAAGAUCUCGCAUCCCACCUGAGCAGCUCGCAGAGUAUCGUGAUACGUUUAAGUUGAAAGUCUGCGCUCUGAACUCUCCAGAGGCCGAAUGGGAAUCGUUCCCGCAAUUUCUACAAGCGCCACAAAUAUCAAUGGCUCGAUACGGCUUCUCUUCUAAUGUUAUGGGCAUGAAGUCAGUUCUAUACGGUUCAGCUGAAGGGGGAGAUGAUGCUGGAAUAGUUGCAUUCGAUGGUACCAAGGUUGGGUGUGUGAGAGUUUACCACGGUGCAGCGCUCGAUGGCCUUAGAUUUUUUUUAAACAGGGAGAAUGUUGAUGCCAAACCGCCUCCUGUUCCACCUAGAUCCUACAUGAGUAAAAUCACCAACGCCAUGAAAAGCGUCCAAACACAAGGUAGAGGUGGGCCUAGUGUACUAUUCGGUCAUGAAACAAACUCAUACACGGAUAUUUUCCUGGACAACGACGAGUAUUUUCGUGGUUUCGACAUUCGAUCUGGCUGUUAUAUAGAUGGAAUAGGCAUCAUAACCAAUAAGCAUCGUUCCGGGAAAAUUAUGGGGAAUGCAAAUGGAGGAAGUGGACAUCAAAUUUUAGUACCGGGUGGCCAAGAAAUCCUAGGUGUUUUCGGGAGAGUAGGCCAAUGGGUAGACGCUUUGGGUGUUGUUUACGGCACACUUCAGUAG